CCAGGACAAAGCAAUGCAAUAGCAAGUCUCAGACCACUCAAUCUAUCGUCACCAUCCAUCAAGAGCGAAGACAUUCCCACCAACAGCACAAGAAAAAACAACAUCUUAAAGACAGCCAUGAACAACCAACGUGGAAACCAACAAAAAGGAUCCCACCUCCAGGAAACUGUUGUGACAAUGACGGAGUCCCCCGCACCUCUUCUCCGCGACAAAGCAACCUUGGUUAGACCGGGAGCUACUCUGUAUCGUGUCAACAAGGUCGCCAAACAAUCGUUUGGAGAGUACUGUAAAAAGGAAACGGCAACUGCCAUGAAAAGUCAACAUGACAACAACAACAACCGAGAAGAACCAUCGCUCCUGGAGCUGCUCCAAAAAGAGAAUAGCAUUUUCUCUUUUCUCAACUCAAAUGACAAGGCUUCCCUGGCCUGUACGAGCUAUCGCAUGAAACGAACCUACCAAGAAUUCUGUUCUCCCUUCCAUGUCACCCCCAAGGAUUCAGACCUUUCCAUUCAAGAUCUCUUGCAUCACACCAAAAUUUCCAACCACAUUUUCUCCUUCCUUGGCAUGGGUCACUAUACUUUUGUUGGAGCCGUGAACAAGCAGAUGAAUCAGGCUUACAAGAGCUUCUGUGGCAAAAUCGCCAAUCCUCCACAGGUAAUUUUUAUGCUUUCCGGGGUCCCAGUAGCAGCAACAGCAACAUCUACUAUGUACAGUGCUACUUUUGCCAAUGAGGCUUGUGCCGACCACUGGCACAGUGAAAUGUCUCACGAUUGGAUUCCGUUACAUAUACCUGGUUGGAUUUGCCCCUACUUGGCCGGGCAAGGAAAUGCUCGAAUGCUCCGAUGGGCCAUGCAAAAGGGAUACCCGUUGGACAGAGAUACAUGCGACGCUGCUGCCCGUUCUGGUCACUUGGAUUCCCUCCAACGCGCCCGUCAACUUGGAUGUCCCUGGAAUGAAUACACAUGUGCAUAUGCUGCACAACAUGGACAUCUUCACAUCCUCCAAUGGCUGCACAAUAAUCAAUGCCCCUGGGAUAAACAUACUUGUGAAGUUGCUGCAAUAGGAGGGUAUGUGAAUACCCUGCAGUAUGCCCAUGAGAAUGGGUGUCCAUGGGAUGAAGGCACUUGCCACGCUGCUGCUAAGGCAGGACAAGUGAAUACCCUGCAGUUUGCUCAUGAACACGGUUGUCCAUGGGAUACACAUACUUGUGUCAAGGCUGCCAAGAAUGGCCAUGUGGGCACUCUGCAGUAUGCCCAUGAGAAUGGCUGUCCCUGGGACUCAGAGACAUGUUUGAAGGCGGUCGAAUACGGGCAUGUGGAAACACUACAAUAUGCCUACGAAAACGGAUGUGACUGCAAUCGGAUUUCUUGCAUCAGGGAGGCUCUCUAUCAGGGAUUAGUGCACAUCCUUCAAUGGUUCUAUUCUCGAAAAGAACAUCCCUGGAAGUGGCGGGACCUUUUCUUGACUGAUUAUGAAUCCCCUCGAAGCUUGCGCUGGGCCUAUGAAAAUGGGUGUCCUUCACGUUUGCUCCCAUUUUACUUUAGGCAACAAAUGCCUAGGAGGAACGAGGGUGAGAGUGAGAUUGAGGGCGAGAGCGAGGACGAGGAUGAGAGUGAGGACGAGGACUAAACAGAGGAAAAGACUCCAAAGGACUGUUAAAUACUAAACAACCGGUUUGGUUCCAUACAGUGCGAAUUUAUGAAGCUGAUCCAGCUACCGAUAGACUAUUGUACCUUACCGGUAUAGAGAGUAUAGAGAAUUGGAUUAUUCGCUGGUAUACGAAAGCCGGUAGUGUGCCAAGCUAAUCUUGCCCUCUAGUAACUACACGGCACCGAGCUGUAGUACAUGUAGCUAUGCAAACC
Seminavis robusta is the source of this 1862-nucleotide messenger RNA. The record is from the annotation of a GenBank genome assembly. NCBI's taxonomy places the organism in Eukaryota, Bacillariophyta, Bacillariophyceae, Naviculales, Naviculaceae.